UCCUCGUCGAAAUCGAAACCCUACUCUCUGGUCUGCUGCUUCUCUCUUCCAGCCCGCGUUUUUUCUCCGUCUCAGAGCUCAUUCCGAUCAUGGAGAAUUCUUCUCUCGAUCAAGAGACCGCCAAGAAAGUGCUUCGUCAGGUCGAGUUCUAUUUCAGCGACAGUAAUCUUCCUAGAGAUGGUUUUCUUAAGAAAACUAUUGGCGCAAGCCCCGAUGGAAUGGUGGAUUUGUCUUUAGUUUGUUCGUUUUCUCGGAUGAAAGGCCAUCUUCAUUUGGCUCAGGACGUGAAACCGGACGCGAUUCCAGAAGAUACUGUAAAAGCUGUUGCUGAAACUUUGAAAAGCUCUUCAACUAUCAAAGUUUCUGAAGAUGGGAAGAAGAUUGGUAGAAUUGCUGAACUCUCAAAGCCUGAGGAGAUGCUAGAGCAAUUGGAUGAUAGAACCAUUGCUGCAUCGCCGUUUCAAUAUGAUGUCAAGCUUGAAGAUGUAGAAGCUUUUUUUGGUCAAAUCGCGAAGGUCAACAGUGUGAGGUUGCCCCGCCAUGUUUCGGAUAAACGUGUAUUCUGUGGAACUGCCUUGGUAGAAUUUUCUGCUGAAGAAGAUGCAGAAAAAGUAUUGACGGAAAGCUUGCUUUAUGCUGGUGCCAAGUUAGAAUUAAAAUCAAAGAGGGAUUUUGAUGAGGAGAGAUCAAAAGAGACGGAGAAGUUUGAAAGUUCACGCUCGAACGCAAGUUCAAACUGGAAGAACAAUAAUUCCUCGGAAUCAAACUACCCGAAAGGCUUAAUUGUUGCCUUUGCACUGAAAAAGAUGACAGCCGGAAGUUCUGCUGAGGAAAAUGGAUCUCAUGAUGUAACCACUGAUAAGACUGAAUGCAAAACAGACGAAGGAUUAGAUUCUUCAAAGAAUGACUCUGAGAAAACUGAGCAAACAGGGGGAGAAAACGUGGGUAAAGAUGAAGAAAUCCAGAAGAGUUCUGAUGAUAAGAUCGAAGAAGCUGAUAAGAAAAAUGAUUCAGGCAAUGAAGAAAAACCUGAAGUGGAAGAUCAGUCUAUGGAUGAUCCCACCGACGAACGUGAAGAGGCUGAAGAAAAACCCACAUUUGCCUCAUCUAGAAACGACAAGAACGUUGUUUCACGCGAGGAUUUGAAGGCUAUUUUUCAGAAGUUCGGAAGUAUCAAGUACAUUGAUUUUAAGAUGGGGGAAGAGUCUGGUUAUAUCAGGUUUGAUGAGCCUGAAGCUGCCCAGAAGGCUCGUGCGGCUGCAGUCCUUGCUGAUCAAGGAGGAUUGGCUGUGAAGAAUUUUAUAGCCACUUUAGAACCAGUUUCAGGUGAGGCUGAGAAGGAGUAUUGGAGGGCGCUCCGCAGCAGCCAAGAAAAGCAUCAUCGUGACUUUAAGGGCAACCGUGGAAGGGGUGGUAAAUUCAACAGAGGUGGAAAGCAUGGUCGGUCGAGAGGAUACGACAACAACCGAGGUCGCCCGAACAAAGCUCAAAAAGUUUGAGCUGCUGCCUGCCUGGUGUGUCUUAUGGCCAGCUCUGCUACAAUUUUGGAGGAAAAGCUCUCUACCUCUACUGGUCUUUUUAUUUAUCAGCUUCGUGUUUAGUUUAGAGGUUGUCUUUGUGUUUUUUUUUUUUUUUGAAUUUUUAUUCGAUAAUAUUUGAAAAUUUGAACAUAUAAAGCUACUAACUCAAUUCAAAAGCCCUAUUUUGUUGUUCUUCCCCA
Cucurbita moschata (crookneck pumpkin) is the source of this 1720-nucleotide messenger RNA. RefSeq names its product la protein 1-like. Gene Ontology annotation, cellular component: nucleus. The transcript is spliced from 10 exons. Gene Ontology annotation, biological process: RNA processing. The record is from RefSeq and is a predicted model, not a curated record. Gene Ontology annotation, molecular function: mRNA binding. Bases 90 to 1499 code for a protein of 469 amino acids. Lineage: Eukaryota; Viridiplantae; Streptophyta; Magnoliopsida; Cucurbitales; Cucurbitaceae.